GGCCCCGGCCUGGGACUCCCCGACCGCGCGCAGACCUGGACUGGGCACCGCUGCGGGCUUUAGGCUGUGCAGCGACGAGUCCCUGCGCUGCCGGCGGGGAAACUGAGGCCUGGGCGCUUGGGGCGGAGCUGGCCCCGGGGCGAGCCCGAGCCCCCGCCCCCGGCCGGCCCCGCCCCGGCCCGUAAGAGGCCCCCUGGGCUCGCGGCAAAGCAGCACAGCGCGGCGCGGGGGCCGGGACCGGGAUCGCGAUGGCAGCUCAGCGGCUGGGCAAGCGGGUGCUGAGCAAGCUGCAGUCUCCGUCUCGGGCUCGCGGCCCGGGGGGCAGCCCCGGGGGGCUACAGAAACGACACGCGCGUGUCACCGUCAAGUACGACCGGCGGGAGCUGCAGCGGCGGCUGGACGUGGAGAAGUGGAUCGACGGGCGCCUGGAGGAGCUGUACCGCGGCAGGGAGGCAGACAUGCCUGAUGAGGUCAACAUUGACGAAUUGUUGGAAUUAGAGAGCGAAGAGGACAGAAGCCGGAAAAUCCAGGGACUCCUGAAGUCGUGCAGGAACCCCACAGAGGACUUCGUCCAGGAGCUGCUGGGGAAGCUACGAGGCCUCCACAAGCAGCCCGGCCUCCGCCCGCCCAGCCCCUCCGGGAACCACAGCCUGAGCCCCAUCCAGGACUCGGCCAGGACCGCACCACCCUGACCUUGCCUCCGUGGCCCCCUCCCUUCUCCCCUACCCUCCACACCGUCCUGGUUUGUUUGUAAGUUGUAUGUAAUGGUUCUGUAACAACA
This is a messenger RNA of Ailuropoda melanoleuca (giant panda), 781 nucleotides long. RefSeq names its product protein phosphatase 1 regulatory inhibitor subunit 14A (gene PPP1R14A). Gene Ontology annotation, biological process: regulation of phosphorylation. The record is from RefSeq and is a predicted model, not a curated record. Gene Ontology annotation, molecular function: protein serine/threonine phosphatase inhibitor activity. NCBI's taxonomy places the organism in Eukaryota, Metazoa, Chordata, Mammalia, Carnivora, Ursidae. Bases 249 to 692 code for a protein of 147 amino acids. Gene Ontology annotation, cellular component: cytoplasm. The transcript is spliced from 4 exons.